UUUGUUCACUCCCUCCAGUACACAAGUUUAUGCCAACAGUGAUGAUGAAGAAGACAAAGAAAAGAAGUGUGUAGAGGCCACGUAUCAGUUUUAUAUCAACAGUACUGUCAGCACUUAUGCAGAUAUGAUUGAUUGCCAGGAUUGUUCUCGCAACUUUUCAGCUGUGAAACUGAAUAGAACUAACCUGCUCUUCAUUGUUGUGGAUAAAAUAUGUGAUGACUGUGACGCUGCCUACCCAGUCAUCUCUCAAGCCCCAAGAGAGGUGAAUGAAACGGAGGAGGAGGAAAUUGUCUGCCAGUCGGCUAAGAAUCCUCGGAAAAGAGUACGAGCUUAUGAGUGCCAUCAUUCUGAUCCCAGGGAGGACUCAUCUGAAUGUGGUUGUGCAAGUCUGCAGAUUUCAUGUUUGUCAGUCUUACUGAUAAUCAUCUCAGUCACACAGCGAUGGGCAUCGACCAUCAGUUGA
Molecule: messenger RNA, 463 nt
Organism: Candidula unifasciata
Lineage: Eukaryota; Metazoa; Mollusca; Gastropoda; Stylommatophora; Geomitridae
Source: the annotation of a GenBank genome assembly